AUGGCCGACAUCACUCUUCCCUCGUCCUUGCUGCAACCGCGCGACGACAGCGAAGCAGACUCACUCUUAUCGAUCCUUGGGCGCAUUCACGAUGAGCGCGGCCACUUUCGACAUAUCACCGAGCAAGGCCUACAGGCUGAAAUAGCUGCCAACGACAACGACGAAGAGAGCUCCGAGACAGAUGACGACGAGGAUGGCGCAGACCCAGAUGGACUAGAAGAGAAAGACCGCCGGGAACAGCUAUGGACAGCUAGAGCAGAGAUGAGGCAACAUGUUGACUCCGCACGCAACGAAGUACUCAUCGCUCUGGACUUUGUCUCCCUGCUGAUCUCCAAAGAAGCCCCCAAACAGGCCGACCUUACAAUGUCACCGCAUCUGAAACAGUUCAUCAAGCCCGGAACCCUCGCUAUGGAUAUGUGGCAGAACGUCCCGCCCAACAAGGAGCAAGAGAAGGUCGACGAUACAAUCGCUCGUGGCUGGAGAAUGCAAUCGCUUCAAGCCUCCGCUGAUUCUCUAUUGGGUGCUGCGACUCGCUUGGAGAACGACGUCAGGAGAGAGACACAUUACUGGGAACAAGUCUUGUCUGUCAGCGACAAAGGCUGGUCAAUUUCUCGUCUGCCUCGUGAGAAACACAACCUUGGCGUUCGCUUUGGCUUCUUGGAAGCGCUUGGAGAGUUUAGAGACCGUGGGCUUGCUGCUUUGAGAUCAGAUGAAGAUGGCAAUGUUCUACUCGACAAAGGCAUUGGAAACAACAGCAAAGUCCUGAGGGUACGCAUCCAAAAAGGUGAUCACAUUGCUGGCGUCUCACGGAUGCCCGAUGUCUCGAACGAUUCAGAAACCACUCUCGAAGCACGUAUUCGUCACGCUCGAGACUCGUUGUACGAGGAAGAAUUGUUCCAUGAAAUCAUUCGGGAAUCGCGAAGUCUGGCAUCAUACGGUGUUGAUAUGCGCGAGUCGACUGUUCGUCUUCCCACAAGAUUGUCCUCGACUGCUUCAUCAUCCACAUCAGAUGCGCAAGAAGUCUUGAUUGACUUAUUACCAUUGACUGCAAUUGAGAUGAAAUCUCAUGAGAAGCAGCCAGAAGAUGCGUGGGCCCAAGCUAUCGCACUGGCCCUUCGCCUGUUCCUUUCGUACACUCACCGCGAGAGACUGACACGCCGAUCUGAUCUGCCUCCACCAAUGUCAAGCGCGAGAAAAAACACACCAGUUGCAAGCAUCAUGAAGCCCGUCCUGACCUUACUGCAACACCGGUCAAUACUUGGUGAUGUCGGCGCCUAUCUCGAGCGUAUCAAAAAGCUUCUAGAUGCUGCAUCAGUUGAUACUACAAUCGAGACAGCGGCGUUC
This is a messenger RNA of Aureobasidium melanogenum CBS 110374, 1344 nucleotides long. RefSeq lists its product as uncharacterized. The transcript is spliced from 2 exons. Gene Ontology annotation, biological process: regulation of transcription by RNA polymerase II. Gene Ontology annotation, cellular component: mediator complex; core mediator complex. NCBI's taxonomy places the organism in Eukaryota, Fungi, Ascomycota, Dothideomycetes, Dothideales, Saccotheciaceae. Gene Ontology annotation, molecular function: transcription coregulator activity. The record is from RefSeq and is a predicted model, not a curated record. The annotation marks the transcript as partial.